Molecule: messenger RNA, 2109 nt
Organism: Onthophagus taurus
Lineage: Eukaryota; Metazoa; Arthropoda; Insecta; Coleoptera; Scarabaeidae
Source: RefSeq, a predicted model, not a curated record
AUAAAUAAAUCCCUGUAUUACCGACUUAGGCGUUUGUCAAUAAACACUUUGAAAUAGGUUAUCUUUUAUGUCAGAACAAAUAAUAAUUUUUGAAGAACGACCAAGUUCUGCAACAAAUGGACUCGCAAUGGAUAUGUUUCAUAUCGCCGAUUGUUGCAGAUCAUGCCUCCGCAUUGAAUGUUCCUUAAUAGAAACCACAUCAUCGGAUCACGACGGCAUAAAAUUCAGCGAUAAAUUAACCGCUUGCGUUGCAGAAGUGAUGUGGCUUAAAGAAGGUCUUCCGUCCUUAAUAUGUCAAAAUUGUAUUGAACGUCUCCAAGUGGCUUACGAUUUCCGCACGGUUUGCUUACAAUCGGAUCAAACAUUUACAAGAUAUAUUUCGCAAAUUUCCCAAAAAGAUGACCCCCAAGUUACUGAUACAUCAAAAUUUGAGUUUACAAUCACUCAAAACGUAACAGACACUUUACCGUGUAUUAUCGAGGAGGCUCAAAACCCCGAAUAUGUUCAUUUAAAACAUUUUUUGGAUAACGAUGAUCAAUUGGUUAAAUCAGAACAAUUUGGGGAAGGUGUAUCUAGGAAUUCAUCGCCUGGAGAUGGAAAAAGUAAAGAUUUCGUUUGUCAGAUUGAAGUGGAAAAAAAUUUUGAGGUGGAAAAAGAAAUUCAAGAACAAAUAAUUCCGGUUGUGCCACAAAAGCAAAUUAUAAAACGAACAACUGGAGUUCAAGUACGUCCAAGGACCCCCGAAAAUUUAAAUUCAACCACAAAAAGUUACACUUGUUUAAUUUGUGGGAAAAGUUAUCGAAAAAAUGCGAAUCUUCGCAUCCACAUGAGAACCCACACUGGAGAAAAGCCAUUUGAAUGUAAAUACUGCGAAAAACGUUUUUAUCACUCGUCACAUUUACGGGAACACAUUCGAAGACAUACCGGAGAGAAACCGUUUCAAUGCGCCGUUUGCGAUAAACGAUUCACAAUUAAAGGUGAAUUAACGAUGCAUAUGAAAAGUCAUACGGGUGAGAAACCGUUUGGUUGUACGGUUUGUGAUCGGAGAUGUUUAACAGCUGCCGAUUUAAAAGUUCAUAUGAGAACCCACACAGGGGAACGGCCGUAUAAUUGCGAGACGUGUGGUAAAAAAUUUGCGAGCGCUUACAUUUUAAAUUCCCAUAUUAAAACGCACACAGGAGUUCGACCGUAUGUUUGUAAAGUUUGUGAAAAAACUUUUACACAAUCAUCCCAUCUAAAUGUUCAUAUGAGAAAACAUACCGGUGAGAAAGUAUCUUGUAAAAUUUGCGACGCAAAGUUUACACAUUCCAGUCAAUUAACGAUACAUAUGCGUGAACAUACUGGGAAACAACCGUAUCGAUGCACCGUUUGCGAAAAAGUUUGUAAUUACUCAUCCGAAUUGAUGGUGCAUAUGAUGAAACAUAAAGGGGAAAAAUUUACUUGUUUAACAUGCACGAAACAGUUUACAUCCGCAACUUAUUUGAUUGAACAUCAACGGAUGCACACCGGCGAGAAUUUAUCAACUUGUACAAUUUGUGACAGACAAUUUACGAGACACCAGUAUUUAGAGAAACAUAUGAGAACCCACACAGGGGAGAAACCGUACUCUUGUUUUACUUGUGGGAAAAGUUUUACGCAAAGUUCUUCUUUGAAAGUACAUAUGAGGAUACAUACCGGUGAAAAACCGUAUUCUUGUACGAUUUGUGAUAAGAAGUUUACCACUUCUUCAGACUUAUCGGUUCAUACCAAAAAACAUAACAAAAAAUAUAUCGAUUUAUAAAUAAUUUAAGAGAAUUAUAUUUAUUAAAAUUUGGAAUUUAAAGAGGUUAAAAAACGUGAUUUUUAGGAAUAAUAAGAUUUAUAAAUUAAGAAAAUUUGUGAUCCUCAAAAUUUAUUAAGGUUUUAUUUUUAUUUUAAUAUUAAUCGCAGUAUUAUAUCUCUAAAUUAAUUUAUUCAUUUUAAGCACGAUUUUAUAAUGUACCAAUGUUAAAUAUCUGUGUAGGUUAUAAAAUGUUAUUUUAAUGAGUUUUUAAAUCUUAAUUUAAUUUAAAAUAGGUACUCAAUUAACUCGUAUUAACAAUACAGAAAAAUAAAUACUUUUUAAACUAA